UACAUAGAAAGUGAACAUAUAGACUAUGUGACUUGUUCAAGUCUCCCCUCACUCUGUAUGUAUUUAACACUGUCUGUUGCUGCUAUUCUGCUCCUGUUUGUUGCGCCGCCGCUGCUCCUGGAUGAUCCGCGUUUUUCUCUUCUUUUUACACACACACACACGGUGUCUCUUCUGCAGCAACCAUAAAAGAAGCUGUUGGAUGGCAAUCCGCUUUUAGUCUCAGCCAUUCGGUUGGACAGUGCUGCGUCCGCAAUUGUCGUCAAAAAAUUUAUAGAAAUUACACUGGUGACCUGAAUUUGACACGGAAACAUCAUCAGAGCGUGAAUAAUAUGAGUGUGAACGCUUUAACGGUAUGAGGUUGUUAUGUGAUUGGCUUUGUGAUUCCAUCUGCCUCGAAAGACGGGAAAAUUGUCGUCAUGAUCUCGUCAUCAGUUGGAUCCAAAUUUUAGGAAAUGCUGGAGAUGAGAGAAAUCUAAAGAAAAGGUACAACAUAAGAGGCCAUCCAUCAUUUCUUCAUGUCACCUAACGUCCGGUCGACUUCUUCUUGGACGGCCACUCGGAAGAAGUAGUUUAAUCCCUUGUGCGCGCUCACCAUUAUUUGGAAACAAAAGAAAAGGCCUAAAACAAGAGAACGAAAAUUCGUAUUGUAAGGAAAAAAACGAUUUCCAAUUAGGGCGAUCUGCUACAUGAAGAAUUCGAGGAUUUAUACCUUUUUAUAAUAAGAUUUACAACAAAAUUCUUUCGAAGAGAAUUUGUUUCGUUGUGCUGCCGUUGUGCUUCAUCAAAGAGGAUGAAAGGACGACUCCUCUUUCUGGAUUCAUCUACUACUUUCGUUCAUCGACCAUCUCAGCUACUGUUUCCACUCGCUUUUCUAAUGCUACUCUUCCCAUCGUCGCUCGUGGUCGUUACAUCGGAGCCCGUCACGAAACCCAACACUCCAUUGACUUUCGGUAGUGAAAGUAGCUAUUAUAGUCGGAAAAAAACGAGUGCCGAUUCUUUGGCUGAUAUGAAACCGACGUCAGUAGCUGAUCUUAUGGAAAAUUACGAUUUUGAACAAGCCAACAAUCCGUCAACGUCGCAGCUACCUCCGGGUAGUGACGAAACGUUCAUUACGCGCCAAAAUGUUGUUCAUCACCACCACCAACAGACGGAUAUUCCACUCCAGUUGAGCGACAUCCUACCAGCCGAUCGUCGGUCCUACGACAAAAUGGAACCACCAAAAAGAGAUGGCAAACCGACGACCGUCUUCUUCCACGUCACCGUCAUGAGUUUGGAUUCCAUCGACGAGAGCUCAAUGACGUUCGCGGCCGACAUUUUCUUCUCGCAAACGUGGCAAGAUUACCGGCUGCGUUUCCCGGACAACCUGACGGCCGACUACCGACUGCUGCCCACCUCCUGGCUCAAUUCCAUGUGGAGACCCGACUCGUUUUUCAAAAACGCCAAAAAAGUCACUUUCCAGGAUAUCACCAUACCCAACCACUACAUCUGGCUCUACAAGGAUAAGAGCAUUCUCUACAUGGUCAAAUUGACGUUGAUCCUGUCGUGCUCGAUGAAUUUCCAUCUCUACCCGCACGACACGCAGCAGUGCGCCAUGAAGAUUGAAAGUCUUUCUCACACGACGGACGAUUUAGUUUUCAAUUGGGAAUUGAAAACGCCUUUAGUCGUCGACGACCGCAUCGAACUGCCGCAAUUAGACCUCGUCAAUUCGGCCAUUGGCGACUGCCUUCAAGUGUAUUCCACCGGUAAUUUCACAUGCUUGGAGGUGAUCCUCUCCUUCCGACGCCGUCUCGGCUACUAUCUGUUCCACACGUACAUCCCAACAUGCCUGAUCGUCGUCAUGUCCUGGAUCUCCUUCUGGAUACGGCCGGAAGCCGUGCCGGCACGAGUCACGCUGGGAGUCACAUCCCUCCUGACGCUGCACACCCAGCAUGCCAAUUCGCAGAAGGCUCUGCCACCCGUCUCUUACAUUAAGGCUAUUGACGUGUUCAUGUCCGGCUGCACCGUCUUCGUCUUUUUCUCGCUGAUGGAGUACGCCCUGGUCAACAUCCUCAUGGGCGACAUCGUCGACGGCGAAGAGAGCGCCCUCAAGAAAGGCAUGAAGUCCAUGUUUAUGACAUCCGGUGGCAACAACAGGGGCGGAUCGUCUCGAGUGCCAACGACGACCAGUCAACAAUUGAUGGAAAUCCAACCGCAUUGCAUGCUGAAGAAUCCCGCAGCGCAGCCGUCAACGUCGAUGCAACGAUCGAAGAGUAUGAUGACACCAUCGAUGAGUUGUUACAGACCACAACAACAGCAGACGAGAUGCGCUAGCAGCCGACAGCAUCACGCCGUGGAAAUCCAUCAUCUGGACGAUGAGAGCGGAUCGUUGGCGGGGAGACUGGCUGGCAGAUCGCCUUCGCUCGCCGAACAACGAAGAGAACCACAAACAAUCAUUCCGGCCGCAGUUUCUUCUCGACAUGCUUGCCGUCAGCAAGUGCAAGAGACGAGCCUCCAAUUGAGUCAACAAUUGAACGCCAUUUUGCCGUCGGCGGAGGAUUGUCCAAUUUCGCCACAAACGCCGUCCAUCUGCACCGCAGUCCAGCGUAAGAAAAGCAACACAAUUGGACAUCCAGCGACAACGGAGAACGGUCGCCUGCCUCUUAUUUCUUCCCUCCAUUCCGCUGGAAAAACAGCGGACCCCGGUGGUAAUCAUUCUAGGCCGACCAUAUCAGCGGCCAGCCCUCCAGCGACGCCGGGACGUCGGGCACAACACCAGGCGCACGUUCACGGCCAUCAAUUUCAGAGCCCCAAUAGCCCGAUGAGCUCGCUCAAUCUCGCGCAAUUGCGUCGGGCCAGAGCUAUUGCCGUCGAUCGGAUUUCCCGCACCUGCUUCCCGCUCAGUUUCUUUCUCCUCAAUGUUAUCUAUUGGUCGGUUUUCCUCAAUAGCGGAGACGACCUUAAUCUUCCUCCACAAAGCGCCGGCCAGCCCUGAAUUGCAACUUUAAAGAAAAACAGAUUCGUUUUUUUUUUUGGAAUGAGUUUUUAAUAUGCAUAAGACUUUACACAAGUUACUAUUUACAUUUAAAAGAAAUUUGCAUAAUUUAUCAUAUAAGACAAUAGUAGUACUCACUACGUUACAAUUAUUACUUUUAACUCUAUUUACACCCAUACACACACGUAACAUCACAAUUUGCAAAAUAGGGAUUUUAUACUUACGAUUUGCAUAUAUAGUCGAAAAUGUUCCUUUUCGCCACCUAUAGACGAAUUUCCACCCUUUUGUUUCAUUGCUACCCAUUUUGUACAUAUUCACCGAUCUUCCACGUUCACCAUCCUCUCAUCUGCAUAACGUGAUUAAGUUCAUUGUCUUUUACUACCACACCAACCGCGUGGUGUCGAGGGUCUCAAAUGUGUCCCCGAUUUAAAAGAAAAUGGCACCACUUUCUUAUUACUACAAAUGAAAGAUGAUAAUACCAAAAAAAAAAUAGACAAAAUGGAACACUAUAUUAAAUAAAAUCUACAACGUUUGAAAA
Messenger RNA from Daphnia carinata, 3509 nucleotides. RefSeq names its product glycine receptor subunit alpha-2-like. Gene Ontology annotation, cellular component: synapse; neuron projection; membrane. Gene Ontology annotation, biological process: nervous system process; regulation of membrane potential; signal transduction. The coding region runs from base 791 to 2971 and encodes 726 amino acids. The record is from RefSeq and is a predicted model, not a curated record. NCBI's taxonomy places the organism in Eukaryota, Metazoa, Arthropoda, Branchiopoda, Diplostraca, Daphniidae. The transcript has 12 exons. Gene Ontology annotation, molecular function: chloride channel activity; extracellular ligand-gated monoatomic ion channel activity; transmembrane signaling receptor activity.